This is a messenger RNA of Rhinolophus ferrumequinum (greater horseshoe bat), 1462 nucleotides long. It is a transcript of the gene JPT1, whose product is annotated as Jupiter microtubule associated homolog 1. The transcript is spliced from 6 exons. Gene Ontology annotation, cellular component: nucleus. NCBI's taxonomy places the organism in Eukaryota, Metazoa, Chordata, Mammalia, Chiroptera, Rhinolophidae. Bases 130 to 597 code for a protein of 155 amino acids. The record is from RefSeq and is a predicted model, not a curated record.
GCCAGGAAAGCGGUGGCGGAGGCUUCUGCAGCUGUCGCCGGUGGUGGGGUGGGGACCUCCUCUGCGCCCCUCGGACCCGACUUUUUCAGCGCUCUUCUCCCACGCCAGCCUACCUCGCUCCUCGGCGCCAUGACCACCACCACCACCUUCAAGGGUGUCGACCCCAACAGCAGGAAUAGCUCCCGGGUUUUGCGGCCUCCAGGUGGUGGAUCCAAUUUUUCGUUGGGCUUUGAUGAACCAAUGGAACAACAACCCAUGAGGAAGAACAAAAUGGCCUCUAGCAUCUUUGGGACAUCUGAGGAAAAUCCCCCGUCGUGGGCCAAGUCUGCAGGUGCCAAGUCUAGUGGUGGCCAUGAAGAUUCUGAGUCAUCUGGACCCCAGAGAAGGAACUCUUCUGAAGCAAACUCUGGAGACUUCUUAGAUCUGAAGGGAGAAGGCGACAUUCAUGAAAAUGUGGACACAGACUUGCAGGCUGGCCUGGGGCAGAGUGAGGACAAGCCCGUGCCCGCUGCCCCGGUGCCCAGCCCCGUGGCGCCGGCCCCAGUGCCGUCCCGAAGAAACCCCCCUGGUGGCAAGUCCAGCCUCAUCCUGGGUUAGCUGCGACUGUCCUGAACUGUCGUUUUGUCUGUUUGUUUUCUCCAUGCUUGUGAACUGCACAACUUGAGCCUGACUGUACAUCUUUUGGAUUUGUUUCAUUAAAAAAGAAGCACUUUAUGUACUGCUGUCUUCUUUUCUUUUUGAGGAACAGGUUCCCUUUAUCUGUCCUGAUUCCUCUGGGUUUGUAGGCCACGGCAUGAGUGUUUCUAGUACUAGUAGAUUGGAGGGAAGGCUUUGUGACGCUUAUUACCGUGUUUUGAAGAACAAAUAAUUUGGUUCCAAAUGUAUUAGGCGAUCUUUUGUUUUGAGGUUUUUAAAACCCUUUUCUUGUCAGCUUUACUUGGGUUUACCAAGCUUUGAUUGGACAGGCCAGUAAACAGGCCACAGGCACCAUUCCUGCAGGCCCUCAACACAGGGUUGUCUUUAUACUGAACCUUCUUGCCAUUGCCCUAACUUGUCAGUGCCCUUUGCUAAAAGCAUCUUCCUGUGCCAAAUGGAAUAAUAGAGAGGCCUGGGCCUCAUGCCUUGCUGCCUGCAAAGCAAAGAAACUGCCUUUUAUUUUUGAAUCUUAAGAAAUAAGCCAGAUGCUAACGUGACUGGCUGAGGUGCAAAGCCUGCUCUCGUGCAGAGGAAGCUCAUGUACACUCCAACUGACCAGUUCCACAUGGUGAAGCAAGCAAGGGCGGUGACCACACAGAAGCGGGUCUUGGUCUGGAACGGACCCCGCAGGGGCAGUGCUCUUAGAUAACCUGAUGCUGUGUGCAUGAUGCUUGACCAUGAAACAAACAGUCUCAUCCUUAAAAUGUGUGUUGUACUUCACAAUCCUGGACCUUUGCUUAAAGUAAACAAUGUACAAAUUUUGAAA